AUGGUAGACGAUCAGUUUCUAGCCAUUAGAGCUGCAGCAAAUGACAAAAACGCCACACAAUUGAGUGAACUGCUCAAAGGAAGUCGUAUCGAUUUGAAAGGUCAGCCAGGAAUGGGAGAUUGAACGAUUUUUAAUGAUUUCCAUAAUUUCAGAUCCGAAUGUUUGGCCAAAACUCGCAGCGAUCGUGUUCCAAACAGAGGAUGCUUGGAGGAAGAACGGAGGAAUUCAAGAAAAGUUCACCGCAUUCAUUUGGAGCAAAAUUAUUCACGGAAUUGUAGAUCUUGAACCGGUAUAUUUGACGGACCUGAAUUCACCUAAAUUUGUAUGAAAUUCUUGUAGAAUCCAAAGAGUAUCACUGGUUGGAGUGUGGCAAAGAUCGAGGAGACCGUCCCGCUGACAAAAGAGAAUGAAGCGCAGAUUCAAUGCAAAGAAGGGUGCUCGAUCCAUAUUUUUUACUGA
Messenger RNA from Caenorhabditis sp. 36 PRJEB53466, 459 nucleotides. The record is from the annotation of a GenBank genome assembly. NCBI's taxonomy places the organism in Eukaryota, Metazoa, Nematoda, Chromadorea, Rhabditida, Rhabditidae.